CGACUAGGGGAACGAAGUUAGCAAGUCAAUGUCAGAAGGGGGCAUAAUGUUGGGAUAUCUCUGGGAGGGGUGGGCAUAAAACAGGGCAAACUUUCCUGGGGGCCGUAUUUUUAACAGAACAACAAGAAGUGAGUCCAAAUAAAAUGUUAAACACGAGGAGAAGGGAAGAUUUUACCGAUGCAAACAAUAGUUCGGAGACAAUUUGCACUAGUAAGGAAGUUAAAGGAAUAAACCGCCUCCUUUUCGAGGGAGUGGUCGGAGGGUUUACAUUUCACUGCAUUUGUUUGAUGCAACCUACAAUCGUAGUUUCUGAUCUACACAAACUCCCCUCUUGGGAAGGUGCAUCCAAUAUGAGCAGCUGCGGAGGAAUGAACAGCGAUAUCAUUUGCAACAGAUUGAAAUUUGUUAAGCGACCGGACGAGAUCACAGGAGAUGAUGACCCAAAUGUCUACAGAGUGGAAAUGUCCUGUGGACAUGCUGUGGAUCCCAUUUCACUCACGGAAUGGUGUCGGACCCGUAUAAGCCAGGGUUAUUUCAAAUUCCACUGCCCUGCAUUAAUAGAUGAGACAAAUGAAGGAUGUGGAGAGGAAUGGUCCUACAUGGAGGUGUGCAGACACGCAUUGCUCUCUCUUGAGGAACGGCAGAUUUUUGAAGAGAAGCUUGCCACUCUCGCUGCUUCAAGUUACUGUGAAUACAAACAGUGUCCUAGGUGUGGGAGUUAUGUGGAACGGAAAGAUGAGACGAACAUAUCAGUGACUUGUUCAAUCUGCACGGCCAACGAUGGAAUCCCUUUUGAAUUUUGCUGGCAGUGUAUGAAGAAGUGGAAAGGCCCAGGUCCACGCUCGGAUAAAUGUGAUAAUGAAGAAUGCAUUAAUGUCCAGCUGGAAACCUUGAAGAAUUGUGACACAAAAACUUUACCUGACAGCAAUAUUCAAAAUUGUCCUAUAAUCCGUGCUUGUCCCACUUGUGGGUUGCUGAUAGAACAUAAAGAUAUGUGCAAAUAUGUCGUGUGCAUCAGAUGCCAUGUGGAAUUUUGCUUUGCCUGCCUUAACACAAAGGCAAUUUGCAGUAAAUCAUCUGAGUAUUCUCUUCAUUGUGCUAUACCUGUAGCCCCAAGGCAAACAAGUAUUCCUCUGUGGAAUCAUACUCAAGAUCAGACCUCCAAUCUCACUUCAGAUUCCAAUUCAUUUGGCAGUCCAAAUCCCACUCAAAAUCCCACUCUAAAUUUUUUUCUAAAUCAUAUUCAAAAUCCCAUUCAAAAUCCUGUUCAGAGUCCAACUUUAAAUUCCUCUUUAAAUUCUAAUAGCCAUCCCAAGGACAAGAGUUGUAUAAUUCUAUGACAAAACAAUCCAGAUCAGAGAAUGCUGAAGGUACAAAAAACGCAGAACAGUCAGUUAAACAUUGUUAGAGCGUAUUAUGUAAUUUGCCUGACCCUUUGUUCUCUUGUGAGGGAUUGUUUCAUUCAUUGUUCCAAUGGUGAUGUGAUCUGAGAAUCCACAAGUAGCGUAAAUAAUUGUCAUUUCAUCUUCCAUAAAACAUGCAGCUCUGAUUUAAAGUGGACUAAUUCAUUAUGUGCAUAUACAGCGUAAAUUCACGAUAUUCAUGUUUCUUCAUUUUUCUGCAACAUUCUGUGUAUAAUGUGAGGAAAGCAUUACUGAUUUUGUUUGUAUUUACUGUGUUCUUCUGCAGGUACAUAGAACAUAGAAAUCUACAGCACAUUACAGACCCGUUGGCCCACUAUGUUGUGCCAACCAUGUAACCUACUCAAGAAACUGCCUAGAAUUUCCCUGCCGCAUAGCCCUCUAUUUUUCUGAGCUGCAUGCUCCCUCCUAAGAGUCUUUUAAAAGACACUAUUGUGUCGGCCUCUACCACCAUCGCCAGCAGUGCAUUCCACACACCCACAACGUACCUCUGGCAUGUUCCUUGUUCCUACAUCCAAGCACCUUAAAACUAUGCCCCCUCGUGUUAGAUUGCUCAGCCCUGUGAAAAAACCUCUGGGUAUUCACACGGUCAAUGCCUCUCAUCACCUUAUCAGAUCACUUUUCAUUCUCCGUCACUUCAAGGAGAAUACACCAAGUUCACUCAACCUAUUUUCAUAAGGCAUGCUCUCUAAUCCUUGCAAAUCUCCUCUGCACUGUCUCUAUAGUAUCCACAUCAUUCCUGUAGUGAGGUGACCAGAACUGAACACAAUACUCUAAGUGGGGUCUAACUAAGAUCUUAUAUAGCUUUAACAUUAUGUCACUGCUCUUGAACUCAGUCCCACAGUUGAUGAAGGCCAUCACACCAUACGCUUUCUUAACAACACUGUAAACGUGUGCUGCAGUUUGACUGUCCUCUUAACACGGACCCCACGAUCUCGCAUAUCCCCCACAUGGCCAAGAGUAUUACUGUACCAUUAAAAUUGUAUUCUGUCUUCAAACUUGACCUACCAAAAUGAAGUACUUCACACUUAGCUGGGCUGAAAUCCAUCCGCCACUUCCCAGCCCAGUUCUGCAUCCUGUCGAUGUCCCACUGGAAUCUCUGACAGCCUUCCAGACUAUCCACAAUGCCCCGAAAUUUUGUAUCAUCAGCAAACUUCUACCCACCCUUCUACUUCCUCAUCCAGGCCAUUUAAAAAAUCACAAAGAGGAGGGGUCCCAGAACCGAUCCCUGCAGAACACCACUGGUCAUUGACCUCCAUGCUGAUUACGAAACAUCUAUAACCACCCUUUACCUUCUGUGGGCAAGCCAAUUCUCAAUCUACUGAGUACUUCCCAGACAUAGAGUUAUUCUACCUUCUUGCUUUAUUAAGUUUAAAAGUAUUAACAUGUAAAGUGCAUCAAUAUUCAAAUAUCCAAAAAUAGGCUGCUGCAUUAAGUAGCGUGUUAUCUUGAGUUGAAAUAUUAUUAACAUAUAUUCAACUAUUUUAUGAUCAUUUAUAAAAUAAAAUUUAUGUUGGGCAGAAUUGUACAAAAAGCAAUUUGGCACAAGUAUAUUUUUGUUGUAAUUUAUUUUUUAUUGAAUUUCAUCAUCAAACAAACAUUUCCACAAGAUGUAUUUCAGAAUCUGUACAUGUAUAUCAUAUAAUCAUAUUUGUCACAAAUCUCCACAUAAUAUUUAUCUGAGGUAUUCACUUAUAGAAAGGAGAGGAAAGAAAGAACAAUCGAGAGAAGAAAAGUAAGUACAGAGUAGGGAGUGAUCUUUUUUUUUGCAACAUAUUCAUUGACUUGUGAGAAUAAAAUCUGCCCUAUAAGGUGUUACGUAGUUAAACCAUUUUUUCAGUAUGAAUAAAAUUGUUCCACUUUAUGAUUAACAGAUGCUGUUAUCGUCUCCAUUUUGUAAAUAUCCAUUGUAAUUUCCAUCCAUACAUUUAAAGUUGGGCUGUGGUGACCCACUUUCUAGCACACACGAACCGGCGCGCGCCGGCAGAGAGGCCGGCCCCAAAAAUGGGCGCCAGGCCAUCUUCACCAGCAGGGGGAAAAUCGCACGCGCGGAAAGGGUCUG
Molecule: messenger RNA, 3483 nt
Organism: Mobula hypostoma (lesser devil ray)
Lineage: Eukaryota; Metazoa; Chordata; Chondrichthyes; Myliobatiformes; Myliobatidae
Exons: 4
Coding region: 144-1340 (398 amino acids)
Biological process (GO): autophagy of mitochondrion; regulation of cellular response to oxidative stress; regulation of mitochondrion organization
Cellular component (GO): endoplasmic reticulum; Golgi apparatus; cytosol
Molecular function (GO): ubiquitin protein ligase activity; ubiquitin conjugating enzyme binding
Source: RefSeq, a predicted model, not a curated record